Molecule: messenger RNA, 405 nt
Organism: Penicillium egyptiacum
Lineage: Eukaryota; Fungi; Ascomycota; Eurotiomycetes; Eurotiales; Aspergillaceae
Source: the annotation of a GenBank genome assembly
AUGCCUGUUUUCCAAUCCAAAACCUUUCGUCGGGCGGCUACGGAAUCAUCGUCCCUCGGUGAACGGCUCGGUGCAUUCUACCGGGCGCGACUGGCUCGACACCCUUUUAUUCUCUUCGGACUCCCAUUUAUGGCCGUUAUUGUAGCUGGGUCAUUUGCCUUGACACCUGCCGCUGCCUUACGGUAUGAGCGGUAUGACCGCAAAGUCAAGCAGCUCAGUCAAGACGAAGCAUUUGACCUCGGACUCAAGGGUCCUGACGGGGAGGAGGGAAUCAAACGCAACCCGCGGAGGAGGAUUAUAGGCGACGAAAAAGAAGAAUACUACAGACUCAUGGCCAAAGAUCUCGACCAAUGGGAACAGAAGCGGGUAGAGCGAUUCAAAGGUGAACCGGAUGGAAGGCUGUAA